Rhineura floridana is the source of this 2345-nucleotide messenger RNA. Its product is annotated as uridine-cytidine kinase-like 1. Bases 80 to 1639 code for a protein of 519 amino acids. The transcript has 15 exons. NCBI's taxonomy places the organism in Eukaryota, Metazoa, Chordata, Lepidosauria, Squamata, Rhineuridae. Gene Ontology annotation, cellular component: cytoplasm. Gene Ontology annotation, molecular function: ATP binding; kinase activity. The record is from RefSeq and is a predicted model, not a curated record.
UCCUAGGCCCGCCCUUCCAUCGCUACCUCCCGGCAGGCUGUGCAGCAAUGGGCGGAGUAGUGGCGCGAACGCGACGAAAAUGGCGGCUGAGGAGGCGGAGCGGCGUGGCAGCGGGACCGCCCUGGACAGCCUCGUCUGCCGCCCGCCCCUUACUCCGUCGCUCUCCCCGCGGAAAAGGACCACCAGCCAGUCCAAGACGGAGCCGCCGCUGUUGAGGACCAGCAAGCGCACCAUCUACACCGCCGGGCGCCCGCCCUGGUACAACGAAACGGGCACCCCCUUCAAGGAGGCCUUCGUCAUCGGCUUGUGUGGCGGAAGUGCAUCUGGCAAGACCACUGUGGCCAAUAAGAUCAUUGAAGCUCUGGAUGUGCCUUGGGUCGUGCUACUCUCCAUGGACAGUUUCUAUAAGGUCCUGACGAAAGAGCAGCAGCAGUUGGCUGCCUGCAAUGAAUACAACUUUGAUCACCCUGACGCCUUUGACUUUGACCUACUCAUCAGUGUCUUACGGAAGCUCAAAGAGGGCAAAAGUGUCAAAGUUCCUGUCUAUGAUUUUACCACUCACAGCCGGCGGAAGGAGUGGAAAACCAUCUAUGGGGCCAAUGUGAUUGUGUUUGAAGGGAUCCUGUCAUUUGCCAAUAAGGAGCUUCUUCAGCUCCUGGACAUGAAGGUGUUUGUGGACACAGACUCGGACAUCCGGCUGGUGCGACGGCUAAAGCGAGACAUCAUGGAACGUGGGCGGGAUGUGGCAGGCGUUAUCAAGCAGUACAGCAAGUUUGUGAAGCCAGCCUUUGAGCAGUACAUAGAGCCUACUAUGCAGGCAGCAGACAUUGUGGUACCCCGAGGUGGGGAGAACUUUGUGGCUCUGGACUUGAUUGUUCAGCACGUGCACAGCCAGCUGGAAAAGCGUGAAAUCACGGUCAGAGCAGCCUUGGCUUCGGCUCACCAGGGUCAGCCAUUGCCGAAGACCCUCAGUGUCCUGGACAGCACGCCGCAAGUCCGUGGGAUGCACACCAUCAUCAGGAACAAAGAGACCACCAGGGAUGAGUUCAUUUUUUACUCCAAGCGCCUCAUGCGCCUUCUCAUAGAGCACGCCCUCUCCUUCCUGCCCCUCAAGCCGGUGACCGUUGAGACGCCGCAGGGGACAGUUUACGAGGGGAAGCGGUUCCACCGGCAGCGGAUCACGGGUGUCUCCAUCCUGCGAGCCGGUGAGACGAUGGAGCAAGCUCUCAUCGCUGUCUGCAAGGACAUCCGCCUGGGCAAGAUCCUCAUCCAGACUAAUCACCACACGGGGGAGCCUGAGCUGCACUACCUUCGCCUGCCCAAGGAGAUCAGCGAAGACUACGUCAUCCUGAUGGACAGCACCGUCUCCACGGGGGCUGCUGCCAUGAUGGCUAUCCGAGUGCUGCUGGACCACGAUGUCCAGGAGGACAGGAUCUUCCUGCUCUCCCUGCUGAUGGCCGAGAUGGGGGUCCAUUCUGUGGCGUACGCCUUUCCCCGAGUGCACAUCAUCACCACAGCUGUGGACAAGAGAGUCAGCGAGGAGUUCCACAUCAUCCCUGGCAUUGGUAAUUUCGGCGACAGAUACUUUGGCACCGAUAGCGCCAUGCCCUGGUGCGAGAGCGACUGCAUGAACUCCUGAGCUGGCCUCGCCAUUGGGCGUAGGGGGGAGCUGCCCUAGAGCAAAGCUCGGCUGCACUAGCCAUUCUCCUCACCGCUGCAGGAGCUGCUGCAACGCUAGACCUCUUCAGCGCUUCCAUGACCAUGCCAGCUGCGGUGGGGUCUGGGUCGGAAGCGCUGCCACCGCCACCACCCUGCCUCCAGCCCCCUUCUCCGCCUUGCUCCUCCUUGAUAUUUAUUAGGUCCCUUCCCUGAUUGCCAGCGCUCUGGCUGCUGGCCCAUCCAGGGCUGCCUGGCUUUAGUGCGGCCCGCGGUCCUGUUGGCAGAGCUGCUUCCUGCUUGGAGGGAGGUGCCGCCCCCAGGAGCAACCGGGGCGGUCCUGGUGAUUCCCUUGCCGGGGUUCUCAUGCUGCCAGGCACCAUGGAAGCAGGCUGCAGCAUUUUGGUUCUGCAGGCAGCUUCCCUGACUCUCGCUCCAGGUGCCAGUUGUACCAGCCCCCUCAGGCGGGGCCCACGGACACAGCAGGAGGGAGGACCUCACUCCAGAGGCAGGAGGGGCUCCACCCCUGGGAGGGUCAUUGCUGCUGCCCCCCACCACAACUGGGCCUGCCUUCUUCCUGGGCCUCCUGCGCUUCCUUGCCCUGGACUGUUUGCCCUGGCCCAUACUGUGCUGACCCGCCUCCCUUGCUUUUGUACCUAGUGAUGAUGGCGAUAAAGACCUUCCCUGUC